This is a messenger RNA of Nanorana parkeri, 1563 nucleotides long. RefSeq names its product general transcription factor II-I repeat domain-containing protein 2B-like. The record is from RefSeq and is a predicted model, not a curated record. NCBI's taxonomy places the organism in Eukaryota, Metazoa, Chordata, Amphibia, Anura, Dicroglossidae. Gene Ontology annotation, molecular function: protein dimerization activity. The transcript has 4 exons.
AUGGUUGCUGUUUUUAAAGAGUAUAACCUUAAUAACCAUUAUACUACUAAACAUGCAGACCAGUAUGCAAAGUACCAAGGAGAAGAAAGGGAGACGCAAAUUACCCAGCUUCAGAAAUGCCUGCAAAUGCAGCAAACCCUCUUCAAGCGAGCAAAAAAGGAAUGUGAUGCCACAGUUGAGGCUAGCUAUGUGGUGAGUGAGCAGAUUGCAAAAGCAGGAAAGCCAUUCACUGACGGUCAGCUUUUGAAAGAUUGUAUGGUAAAGGUGGCUGAAAUCUUUUGUCCUGAGAAGGCAAAUCUAUUUCGAAACAUCAGCCUAUCACCAAAUACAGUGGCGGAGAGGAUCAGUGAUUUGUCACAUAAUAUUUAUGAGCAGUUGUGCAAUAAGGCUACAAAGUUCUGUUUUUAUUCAUUGGCUCUUUAUGAGAGCACUGACAUAAAUGACACUGCUCAGUUAGCUAUAUUUGUCAGAGGAAUUAAUGACCAUUUUGAAGUAACUGAAGAGGUGCUCAGUUUAGUUGCAAUGCAGGGAAAGACUACAGGCAGCAACAUAUUUCAGCAACUCUGUGAUGUAAUUGAAAGUGCUGGCCUACCUUGGGAUAGACUGGUUGGAAUAACCACAGAUGGUGCCCCAUCAAUGACUGGAAAGAAAAAUGGCCUAGUGGCGCUAAUACAAAGAAAACUAGAAGAAGAGAAUGCAGAUCCUGCGAUUGCUUUGCAUUGAAUUAUUCAUCAGCAGGCACGUUGCAGCAAAUGCUUGAAAUUUGACAAUGUUAUGCCAGUUGUGGUGAAGUGCAUUAAUUACAUCAGAUCAAGGGGCUUACAGCAUCGCCAGUUUCAUGCUUUUUUGGAGCAAAUAGGAGCAGUGUAUGGUGAUGUCCUGUACUUUACAGAGGUGCGCUGGCUAAGUAGGGCCAAUGUCCUGAAGAGGUUCUAUGAACUGAGGAAGGAAGAGCUGAACAAACGCAAUCUGAAACUGCAAGGCCCAAAUCAGUUUACCACUGUGGCUUUUGACAAUGUGAAGGCAUUCUCCAUAAAGCUGCAGUUAUGGAAAACACAGUUUACCUACAGAAACCUCAGCCAUUUUCCAAUGGGCAAGUCCCUAAUUGAAGAAAAAGGUGGAGACAUUUAUCUGUUUGCUGUUGAUCAGUAUGUUGCUGCCAUUGAAAAUCUCCAACGGGAAUUUAAUCAGCGAUUUGCUGACUUCACUAGCCACAAUGCAACCUUUCAGAUUUUUGCUGACCCCUUUUCUUUUGAUGUGAACAGUGCCCCUGAUGUGCUGCAAAUGGAACUUAUAGAUCUGCAAUGCAGCACUGACCUCAAAGCCAAGUUCCGAGAUGCACAGGGAAAUGCAGAAAUGAUCAGUCGAUUUCUGAGAGAAUUACCAGCUACCUUCCCAGAACUGUCCAAACUAUUCAAACGGAUCAUGUGUUUAUUUGGAAGUACAUACCUGUGUGAAAAAUUAUUCUCAACUAUGAACUUUAACAAAUCUAAAACCAGGUCUAGGCUAACAGAUGCACAUCUCCAGCACUGCUUGUACCAAGAAGAAGGGAACGCCCUGUAA